AUGGACAAAAGUCUCGACGAGCUUGAGCAAACCGGGAAAUACUGGACGAAAGAAGACGAUCUCCCGGAAGUUGUAUCAACUUACUCAAAGCAAGCGACUCGACGCGAUAAGCUAUGUGCCAAGAUUAACGAGUUACCUCUUCGUGGUACUUUCAGUGUUGAAACUCGCAAAACCGCGGCGACAUUGCAUCAUGACGCGCAAGUGCUCAAGGAUAAGAUCGUAAAAACAUCCAACGAGAAACGGAAACACUUGCCCUCGAGCUCGACUGCCGCUCAGGUCGGAAACCAAUAUACAGAACCCGAGAGCUCUGAAGUCGAUAUCGUUAUCCCUGAAAGGCCACCAAAGAGAGUUGACCCAUUGAUUGAGAAAUUGGAUCUCGUGAAGCAGAAAGAGCAUCGUGUGCUCUCACUGGUGAAGCCCCCGGACACAGCAGUCCGUCCAUUCUAUAUGAAUGAGACGACUAAGAGAAAUAAUGUUCCGCGCAGAGGUCAACUGAGGGUCCAAAACCCUGAUCCCCCAGCUCGGCACCAUCAGCGUCUCAGCCAGGCCACCCACAACGCCGAUGAGGGUUCCACAGCCGCUGGUUCUGUACAUGAGACGGAGCCGAGUGAAGACGACAACCACACAGACGCUAGUCACUGCGCUGAUGACGCCUCUCAGAGAAACAUGGACGAUGUUGACGAUGUUGCGGCGGACAUUCUCAGCAGCGCGAUGCACUUGUGCCGGCCUGCCGCGCGACGUUGA
Mycena indigotica is the source of this 744-nucleotide messenger RNA. RefSeq lists its product as uncharacterized. The record is from RefSeq and is a predicted model, not a curated record. The transcript is spliced from 8 exons. NCBI's taxonomy places the organism in Eukaryota, Fungi, Basidiomycota, Agaricomycetes, Agaricales, Mycenaceae. Bases 1 to 744 code for a protein of 247 amino acids.